AUGGCAACAGGAAAAAGCAUUGCCCGGUGCUAUGCAGAUGUCAAUGCGAAAAUGCCUACUGCCUAUUGGGAUUAUGAUAACCUUCAAGUGGAAUGGGGAACGCAAGACAAUUACGAAAUUAUCCGUAAAGUAGGACGUGGUAAAUACUCUGAGGUGUUUCAAGGUAUCAAUAUCACCAACAAUCAACAAUGUGUCAUUAAGGCUUUGAAGCCUGUGAAAAAGAAGAAGAUUAGACGAGAAAUCAAGAUUCUCCAAAACUUGGCUGGUGGCACCAACAUUGUUGGUCUUUUAGACAUUGUUCGAGAUCCUAUUUCGAGAACACCUGCGAUUGUUUCCGAAUAUGUCAAUAACACAGAGUUCAAGAUUUUGUAUCCUCGAUUCACCGUAUAUGAUAUCCAGUUCUACAUGUAUGAAUUAUUAAAGGCUUUGGAUUACUGUCAUUCCAAAGGUAUCAUGCAUCGCGAUGUCAAGCCCCACAACGUCAUGAUCGACCACGAAAAGAAGCAGUUGCGUUUGAUUGAUUGGGGGUUAGCAGAAUUCUAUCACGCAGGCACCGAGUACAAUGUGCGUGUUGCAUCGAGAUACUUUAAAGGACCUGAACUUUUAGUUGAUUUCCAAGAAUACGAUUACAGUUUGGAUAUGUGGAGUUAUGGCUGCAUGUUUGCCAGUAUGAUCUUCCGUAAGGAACCUUUCUUCCAUGGGCACGAUAAUUACGAUCAAUUAGUCAAGAUUGCUCGUGUGCUUGGUACAGAUGAACUUUUCAAAUACACGGAAAAGUACUCGAUUAAGCUUGCUUCGGAAUACAACAAUAUUUUAGGUAGACAUCCCCGUAAAGCUUGGAGUAAGUUUGUCACAAACGAUAAUCAACGAUUUGUUACGGAACAAUCCACGGACUUUUUGGACAAGUUGUUAAGAUAUGAUCAUCAAGAACGUCUUACUGCUAAGGAAGCCAUGGUGCACCCUUACUUUGAUGCUGUGAGACAACAUCAAUCAUAA
Messenger RNA from Mucor mucedo, 996 nucleotides. Its product is annotated as casein kinase II subunit alpha. Gene Ontology annotation, cellular component: protein kinase CK2 complex; cytosol; nucleus. Bases 1 to 996 code for a protein of 331 amino acids. Lineage: Eukaryota; Fungi; Mucoromycota; Mucoromycetes; Mucorales; Mucoraceae. The transcript is spliced from 6 exons. Gene Ontology annotation, molecular function: protein serine/threonine kinase activity; ATP binding. The record is from RefSeq and is a predicted model, not a curated record. Gene Ontology annotation, biological process: protein phosphorylation; DNA damage response; regulation of transcription by RNA polymerase III.